This is a messenger RNA of Octopus bimaculoides (California two-spot octopus), 3311 nucleotides long. Its product is annotated as alpha-mannosidase 2x. NCBI's taxonomy places the organism in Eukaryota, Metazoa, Mollusca, Cephalopoda, Octopoda, Octopodidae. Gene Ontology annotation, biological process: protein deglycosylation; N-glycan processing; mannose metabolic process. The record is from RefSeq and is a predicted model, not a curated record. Gene Ontology annotation, molecular function: carbohydrate binding; alpha-mannosidase activity. Gene Ontology annotation, cellular component: Golgi membrane.
CCAGGUGUAAAACCUCAGGCUGGCUGGUCUAUUGACCCAUUUGGACUGUCUCCAACAAUGGCAUACCUGCUGAAACAGAUGGGUCUAAAGAACAUGCUGAUUCAAAGAGUCCAUUACUCUGUCAAGAAAUACUUAGCAAAGAAGAAAGAACUGGAAUUUCUCUGGAGACAGGAAUGGGACGAUUCUGGUCGUACAGACAUCUUCUGUCACAUGAUGCCAUUCUACUCGUAUGACAUCCCCCACAGCUGUGGGCCUGAUCCCAAGAUCUGCUGCCAGUUUGACUUCAACCGCCUGCCAGGAAUGCGCUACAACUGCCCCUGGAAGGUUGCUCCCGUUGUUAUUGAUGAUGAAAAUGUAGCAGCAAGGGCUGAAAUGUUACUCGAUCAGUACCGCAAGAAAUCUCAGCUAUACCGACAGAACAUUGUACUGAUACCUCUGGGUGAUGACUUUCGGUAUGACAAGUCCAAUGAAUGGGACCUGCAGUAUCAGAACUACAAGAAGCUGUUUGACUACAUGAACUCCCAGCCAAAAAUGAAAGUUGAUAUUAAGUUUGGAACUUUGUCCGACUAUUUCAAUGCAAUCUACAAGAAGCAUAAAAUUGCACCUGGGGAUCCUCCCCCAAACAUACCUUCACUGUCAGGUGAUUUCUUCACUUAUGCUGAUCGAGAUGACCACUACUGGAGUGGCUACUAUACCUCUCGCCCUUUCCAGAAGGUUCUUGACCGAGAGAUGGAACACCAGCUGCGGGGUGCUGAAAUCCUUUUCUUCCUGGUCAGUCGGUACCUUAAGAUACAUGAUGGCAGCAAAUUCCCUCUCAUAGAGUUCAUGCAGAGUCUGGUUAAUGCUCGACGGAACCUUGCACUGUUUCAGCACCAUGAUGGUAUUACGGGGACUUCCAAAGACUCCGUAGUUGAAGACUAUGGUGACAGGUUGCUGACUGCUAUGAUGGAUAUGAAGAGACUGACAACAGAAUCAAUCACAUUUUUAAUGAUGAAAGAGAAAAGCAAAUACAGCUACUCCAAAGAAAAACCUAUGUUUAAUGUUGAUGAAAAAAGGGAGAAGCAUUUCUCUAUACCAGAACGUUCUGUUUUGAAAAUAAGUGAUACUCCUCAGUCUGUUAUAUUUUACAACUCAUUGGCACAUAAGCGAGAGACUGUAGUCAGUGUCUAUGUCGACUCCCCAUUUGUUAUUGUCAGAGAUCCUAGGGGAAAGAUCAUUCCUUCACAGAUUGACUUGUUCUGGACUGACCGGGAUUCUGUCUCCACAGACGUCUACAAGGUGUCAUUUGUGAUGGCCAUCCAAGCAUUGGGCAUUUGCCAAUACACAAUCGAAAAAACACACAAACUGUCCACAAAAAAAGCUGUGCCAUCGGAGAUAACAUUUUACAACUCAAACAUGAACAUGGAACAUUCCAGUUCAGUGUUCACAAUAAAGAAGUCCCCAUCAAAGCCCUUCAGUCUUGAGAACUAUUACAUGAAGGCUGGCUUCAGCCAGGCAACAGGGCUGUUACAAAACAUCACAUUUAAAGCAGAGGGUAUUACACACCCAGUCAGCAUCAAAUUUGUAACAUAUGGCACUCGAAAAUCUUCUGAAAAGAGUGGUGCUUAUCUAUUCCUGCCAGAUGGUGAAGGUCGGGAAGUAACAAUUGUCGACCCAUUCAUUCGUGUCAUUCAAGGCACUGUUGUAUCUGAAGUGAGUGUCUUUGUGGAAAAUGUAGAGCAUGUUGUGAGGUUAUAUAAUUCACCAGGUGCAGAUAGUUUGUCACUGGACAUCUACAAUAUAGUGGACAUUAGAGACAAACUGAACUUUGAGAUAGCCAUGAGGGUGUGUAGUGAUAUUAAGAGUGAGGACAACUCUUUCCACACUGACCUAAAUGGUUUCCAGAUGCACCGGCGUAAAACAUACAGCAAGUUGCCUUUGCAGGCCAACUACUAUCCCAUGCCAACUGCUAUGUUUGUGGAGAAUUCUCAGAAACGAUUAAACAUCCUAUCUGGUCAGUCACUUGGAGCUGCCUAUCUGAAGCCUGGUGAGAUGGAAGUGAUGUUGGACCGUCGCCUCAACCAAGAUGAUAGCCGAGGUCUGGGCCAGGGUGUGCUUGAUAACAAACAGACCCCUAACAAAUUCCGGCUUCUUCUUGAAAUAAGAAAGAUUUCCCCUCUUCUUGAAAUGAAGAACCAAGUAAAACCUCUCUCGUUGCUGGCCCAUCUCACUUCAUUGCACCUCAUCCACCCACUAUAUGUGUCACCAAGGAAUCCCGACAGUAGUAAUAUUGAUCUUGAGCUGUUACCUUCCUUCUCUUCUACCCUUGAUGGCAGUAGCAGUGGUCUGACAUGUGAUGUGCAUUUGUUGAACCUACGCACAUUGCAGAACAAGGAUGAUGACCCCAGCCUAAAAUUUGUGCCACAGAACAGUGCUGCACUCAUCUUGCACCGCUUCUCAUUUGACUGUGAUUUCCCCAACCUGGGACUCAGUUGCACAAUUGGAAAUGGAAAGGUGGACUUGAACUCUUUAUUCAAAGAUAUAAAACUGAAGGACAUUCGCAGCACAUCUCUGUCUUUACUGUAUGAAAGUAACUCCUCUCUCUCUCAGUCUCACCUCUUCAUCAAACCAAAUGACAUAAGUGCCUUCAAGAUCACACCAUAUUAAGCUGAUCAAUCGAUUCACUGCACUGACACUCUGAUUCUCUGGCCAAAUGAAUUGAUCCACUUCCUGAAUGGAAUCAACAACAGAACUGUUAUUCUGGAACGACUAUGUGAUUGCUCAUCUUGCUAGAAAUAACAGUGAAAUUCCCUGUUUCUCCUGUAAAUAUUACACUGUACCAUCCAUAUACUAAAAGAUAAAAACAAUAUGCCUAGAAUUUUAAAAAAUGGGAUGGUCAUGACUGGAAUACCUUUGAAUAGGUUGGACCUUAGGGUUUAAACAAUAACUAGAAUGACUGACUGUCUGUCUGACCAACUGACCAUCAUUGUUGAAGUAGUUUAAGUGAUGGUGGCAGUAGUGGUAGAGGUUUAGACUGCUACUGGCUCUGCAACCACCACCACCAUGACCACAACCACUGCUGUCACUGUCCAUACCUCCCAGUGUCACCACCGGUCUUAACUAGUGAUGAGGGAGCCUCUAUGUGAUCACCCGACAUGUUAGAAAUAGCAGCAAAAAAAUGAAAGACAAAUUGGAUAAUGCAGUCCACAGUACAUUGUGCCUAGAAAAUAAAUAAAUGGGAUGGUUAUAGCCGGAAACUAAUAAAUGGGAUGCCUAUAACCUUUAAUCAUGAAUGGAUAUGCUCAAUCAAAGCUGACAUUGGGCUAAAACUA